Messenger RNA from Helicoverpa armigera (cotton bollworm), 2701 nucleotides. It is a transcript of the gene CCT5, whose product is annotated as T-complex protein 1 subunit epsilon. The transcript has 10 exons. The coding region runs from base 117 to 1748 and encodes 543 amino acids. Gene Ontology annotation, cellular component: chaperonin-containing T-complex. The record is from RefSeq and is a predicted model, not a curated record. Gene Ontology annotation, biological process: protein folding. Gene Ontology annotation, molecular function: ATP hydrolysis activity; ATP-dependent protein folding chaperone; ATP binding. NCBI's taxonomy places the organism in Eukaryota, Metazoa, Arthropoda, Insecta, Lepidoptera, Noctuidae.
AAUUGUCAAAUUCAAUUUACAGAACUGUCAUUUGGUUUUUGUUUCGAUUUUGGUGAAAAUCUAUGAAACUAAAUCUGCUUUCAUCUUGAGUUUGUGAAGUGAUAAUAUAAUAAAAAAUGGCUCUGUUCCCCGGAGCGGUGGCCUUUGACGAAUAUGGUCGUCCAUUUAUCAUUUUGAGAGACCAAGAUAAGCAGAAAAGGCUAACCGGUAUCGAUGCCUUGAAGUCGCACAUCUCAGCAGCUCGCCAAAUUGCGAGCAUCCUCCGCACUUCCCUCGGUCCCCGUGGGCUGGACAAGCUCAUGGUCUCCCCCGACGGAGACGUGACCGUCACCAACGAUGGAGCGACUAUCCUCAAGCUCAUGGAUGUGGAACACCAGAUCGGCAAGCUGUUAGUGCAGUUGGCUCAAAGUCAGGACGAUGAGAUCGGUGAUGGUACCACUGGGGUUGUGGUUUUGGCUGGAGCCCUUCUGGAGCAGGCCUCCAAUCUCCUGGACAAGGGCAUUCACCCCAUCCGUGUAGCCGACGGCUUCGAGAUGGCUGCAGCCACCGCCCUGGCCCACCUGGACGGCAUCAGUGAAGCUUUCCCAGUUAACAAGGAGACUCGCGAGCAUCUCAUCAAGGUUGCCAUGACAACGCUCGGCAGUAAGGUGGUUGUGAAGUGUCAUCGGUUGAUGGCUGAGAUUGCUGUUGAUGCGGUACUCUCAGUAGCAGACUUGGAGAAACGCGACGUGAACUUCGAGCUGAUCAAGGUUGAAGGCAAGGUGGGAGGCCGCAUGGAAGACUCCAUGCUGGUCCGAGGAGUUGUCAUCGACAAGACCAUGAGCCACCCGCAGAUGCCUAAGCAGUUGAGGGACGUAAAACUCGCGAUCCUGACCUGCCCGUUCGAGCCGCCCAAGCCCAAGACCAAGCAUAAGCUGCAAGUAGGCUCAGCCGCCGAGUACCGCGAGCUCAGGCAGUACGAACACGACAAGUUCUUGGAGAUGGUGCGAAGAGUUAAGGACGCUGGAGCAACUCUAGCCAUCUGCCAAUGGGGCUUCGACGAUGAAGCCAACCAUCUUCUCCUGGCCGAAGGUCUGCCAGCCGUGCGGUGGGUGGGAGGCCCGGAGAUGGAACUCAUUGCUAUCGCCACUGGGGGACGUAUUGUGCCACGGUUUGAGGAGCUGACCCCGGACAAGUUGGGCUCCUGUGGACUUGUGAGGGAACUUACCUUCGGCACCUCAAAGGAGGAGAUGCUGGUGAUCGAGGAGUGCUCGAACAGCCGCGCGGUGACGGUGCUGAUGCGCGGCGGCAACCGCAUGAUCGUGGACGAGGCCAAGCGGUCCGUGCACGAUGCCCUGUGCAUCGUACGCAGUCUGGUGCAGGACUCUCGCGUCGUCUACGGAGGUGGUGCUGCCGAGAUCUCGUGCUCGUUGGCCGUCGCUCGCGCCGCCGACAAGUUGUCGUCUCUCGACCAGUACGCCUACAGGGCCUACGCUGACGCCCUGGAGGCUAUCCCACUGGCCCUGUCUGAAAACAGCGGCCUGUCACCAAUCGACACUCUGUCAGAGAUCAAGUCGCGACAGGUGUCCGAGAACAACCCCUACUUGGGCAUCGACUGCAUGGGCACAGGAUCAAACGACAUGAAGAAGAUGAACGUAAUAGAGUCUCUUCACUCAAAGAAACAACAGAUCUCUCUCGCGACACAACUCGUGAAAAUGAUCCUGAAAAUCGAUGACGUCCGCUCCCCGGCUGACUCUAUCGACUACUGAAGUAUUACUCUAACUCUUAUCUACUGUUAUAUCUAUGAUCUUUUUGUAAUAAAACGCCUAACGUACUUGUGUAAGCACAUAGGUUUUGAAAGGACAAUGAAUUGGAGAAAUAUUUUAACGUAACUGACUGAAUGUCGAUACCGCGGCAGUUAACGUCAAUAUUAUAAUGUUCUCUUAUUCUUUAUUGUUUGAAUACAAAUCUAUGUGCAUACAAAAGUACUAAAAAUAGAUAUUAUUGAAAAUGUGGAAUUUGUAAGUGUAUUUGGUUGUUGCUUGAUUUUAAAUACUGAAGUUGGCUUAGAAAACUUGACUUUAGUUUGGCAAAUCGUUUGAUAAGAACUGUUCAAGAUAUAUUCUAAAUAAUGAGCGUUGGAAAAGACUCUUAACACAUCCAAAAAUAUUUUUCUCAUCAAGCAACAACUCUGGAUUUGACAAGAAAUACUUAUUGCUAAAUAUUUUAGAAAGCAGAAACUAUCAAUCACAUAUGUACAUAUUUCAUAAUAUGUAGUACAAUACCACAUUGUUAGAAUAUAUUGUUUUAUUAUUUUAACCUUAUAACGCUAGACGGAUUCGCUAGAUAUCCUGAAUACAGCUUUUAUAUAAUUCUGUCUCAAAAAUAUGUAUUGAAAAUUAUCAAUUUCGGGCCCAAAGAUGUCAUCUAACUUUGGAUGCUAAAAAGAGUAAAUAUUUUUGGAUAUUGUAACCUUGCCAAAAAUAAUUGCCAGUUCAAAAAAAACUUCGAAUUUUGGUAGAAAAUUCUUUUUUUAGCAUUCAAAGUUGAUUUUAAGAUAUUGUUAAACGCUUAGCACCCGCUAGGCACCUCUCGGACUUGGCAGUAACAAGAAUAUUAUUUUAAUUAUAAUAUUAAGUCAAUGCAUUUUCUGUAUGCGAGCGGUUAUACCAAACGUGUGAUGGAUGCCUUAUUGCACUAAUAAAAUAAUAAGCUAAUUUAA